Austrofundulus limnaeus is the source of this 2203-nucleotide messenger RNA. Its product is annotated as putative all-trans-retinol 13,14-reductase. The transcript has 11 exons. The record is from RefSeq and is a predicted model, not a curated record. NCBI's taxonomy places the organism in Eukaryota, Metazoa, Chordata, Actinopteri, Cyprinodontiformes, Rivulidae. The coding region runs from base 182 to 2023 and encodes 613 amino acids.
UCUUUACUGCUUUUCAUAACAUAAAGCGUUACAUAUCAAUGCUACGGUCAAUUCAGUCAGACCUUUGGCACAGCAGCUCAAUAAAAGGAGCGUUCUGAGAUGCAGAACAACCACGGCUGAGAAACUUCUGCUGCAGAGACACUUAUUUGAUUUCAGAUAUAUACAGUAUAUAUUUUUUAAAAUGUGGCUCUUAAUUAUCCUGAUCUUGUUGGUUAUUUGGGCUGGUGGCACCUACUGGUACCUGUUUGGUAAAGGAAGUCCUUUCUCGCUGGAGUCGGUGAGACCCCCAGGACCUCGUGAGUUUGACCAGAAGAAGAGGGACAAAGUCAUCAAGCAAGGUUUCAGCGUCGACAAAGUGCCCCAGAACCUGGAUGCGAUCGUGAUCGGUAGUGGAAUCGGUGGACUGACAGCUGGAGCCACACUGGCCAAGGCUGGAAAGAAAGUUCUGGUUCUYGAACAGCACGACCAGGCCGGAGGCUGCUGCCACACUUACAUAGAAAAAGGCUUUGAGUUUGACGUCGGUCUUCACUACAUUGGCCAGGUCCAUGAGAACAGUUUGCUACGAGUCGUCUUCGACCAGAUCACAGAGGGCCAGCUGGAGUUCCAGAAGCUGAAUCAACACUUCGACACCAUCCAGAUCGGUCUGGGCGACGAGAAACGGGAAUACACCAUUCUCUCUGGGAAAAACGAGAUGAAAACUCACUUAAUAAAACAAUUCCCUGCUGAGGAGGAGGCCAUCGAGACGUUCUUCAAAAUCAUGAAGAUUUCAGCUAAGAAAACUCAUUAUUUGGCGUCUCUGAAGCUGAUCCCUCAGUGGGUCUCUUUGUUCCUGCUGAAGUCGGGAAUCGCAGAUCUUGUCUCUCCGGUUUUCCGCCUCUCGGGGACAUGUGCAACAGAUUUCAUGAACACACUGACCAAAAACAAAGAUCUGCAGAUUCUCUUUUCUUACCUCUUCUACGGAGUUCCUCCUAAAGAAUCUAGCCUUCUGAUCAACGCCCUCCUGAUUCAUCACUACAAACGAGGCGCAUACUACCCUAAAGGAGGCGCCAGCGAGAUCGCUUUCCACAUCAUCCGCACGAUUCAGAGACAUGGAGGCAACUGCUUGGUCAGAGCUCCCGUCUCGCAGAUCCUGGUGAACGACAAGGGAGCGGCUUACGGUGUGAAGGUGAGGAAAGGUCAGGAGGAGGUCGAGGUUCACGCACCUGUAGUGGUUUCCAACUGUGGCAUCUUCACCACCUUCCAGAAGCUCCUCCCACCUGAGAUACGGGCCAAACCAGAUGUUCAGAAACGACUGAGCUCGAUGAAACACGGCAGGGGAUCCUUCUUGGUCUUCUGUGGCCUCGAUGGGACCGAGGAGGAACUGGGCCUGGUGUCCACCAACUUCUGGCUGUUCAAAGACAACGACAUGGAUAAAUCGAUGGAAGAGUUCUUUGCUUUGAGUAAAGAAGACGCUCCAGAUAACAUCCCCAUGAUGUUCAUCACAGUCCCAUCUGCCAAAGACCCUGAGGCCAAACUGAGGCACCCAGGUAAAUCCUGCAUGACAAUCCUGACCAUGGUCAAGUACGAGUGGUUUGAAGAGUGGAAGGACACCACGGUGCGCAGGAGGGGUGACGAGUACUAUGACUACAAAAUGAGAUUUGCCAAGAACCUCUUUGCCUGGGCCUGCACCGUGUUCCCUAAAAUUAAAGACAAGCUGGUUUUCCAGGACGUGGCGAGCCCGCUGACCAACAUGCACUACCUGGGAGCUCAGCGUGGAGCCAUGUACUCUGCAGAACAUAACCUGGAACGGUUCUACGCAGAGGCCGUAGCCAAGAACCGGUGCAGCACCCCCGUUAAAAACCUCUACAUCUCAGGUCAGGACGUGUUCAGCUGUGGGAUAGCAGGAGCUCUACAUGGAGGACUCCUCUGCGCCUCCACAGUGUUGGAUCAUAUCAUCUACAUCGACUUGUUCCUCCUCAAAAAGAAGCUGAAGAGGAGGAAAGCCAGGGAGCAGGCCCAGAUGGACCAGAAGAAACUGCACUGAGUUCAGCUCGCUGCUCCCCCUGCAGGACAACAGUGGAACUUCACAUUAAUGGUGCAGCAGGAAGAUCUCCUGUUAACAUUAUUAUUAUUAUUAUUAUUAUUAUGACCAGAUUUCCUCAGUUUAAGUAAACAAACUUUGCUGUAACCCUGUUAAAAACUAUUAAACUAUUUUUGUUAUGAA